AUGGCGUCGUCGUUCACGUCCGCCGACGCAACGACGACGAGUCGUUUUCGUUUCACGAGUUCAUCGUUACCAAGAACAAGAAGACGACAAAGAAGCGCGGGCUUCAAUCGCGUCGUCAGAGCGUCGUUAAUGGAGAGAACAGAGAAAGCCGUUCUCGUCGUUUCGUGUUGUUGUUGUUCGCUUUUCUUUUCCCCUGCGACAAGUCUCGCAUCUUUCGAUGAAAGAUUCUCCGGAUCGUUCGCGGACCCGAACCACCCGGGGUGCCCUCGAGAAAUCACCCCAAACGGCUUAUUGAGAGGGUACGACCCGGUGCCGUUCGAGAAAGGCAAAGGGUGCCGAGGGAGGAAAGUUGUCACGCCCGAAGAUGUGUUCCAAUACCCGGGGAAAACCAUGCGGUAUUGGGAAAUCCAAACCAAACCGGUUGGAAAGAAUAAGGACGAGAUAUACAUCGAUUUCGACCAGAAAGACGGGAGCGGGGAGAAAGUUAUCGCAAAACUGAACGAGAACGAGGAGAUCGUGUUCCCGACCGGGGAGGUUUGGAAACGGAGACGAGGCGAGAGUUUCUUUCCGUGA
Bathycoccus prasinos is the source of this 573-nucleotide messenger RNA. RefSeq lists its product with no specific name. The transcript has a single exon. The record is from RefSeq and is a predicted model, not a curated record. The coding region runs from base 1 to 573 and encodes 190 amino acids. Lineage: Eukaryota; Viridiplantae; Chlorophyta; Mamiellophyceae; Mamiellales; Bathycoccaceae.